GUGUCCCAUCAGCUUCCCUCUGCCUCUCUGCAGACUACGGUCUCUUCCCAUCUUAGUCAUCUCUUCACUGAACAGCCAGAGAGGAGCAGCCUUUCACCUCAGUGCAGAAUGCCUUUUGGAGGAGGAAACAAGUGCGGCUGCUGCCAGAAGACCGUUUACUUUGCUGAGGAAGUGCAGUGCGAGGGGAAAAGCUGGCAUAAAUCCUGUUUUCUGUGCAUGGUCUGUAAAAAGAACUUGGACAGUACAACAGUGGCUGUUCAUGUGGAUGAGAUCUACUGCAAAUCGUGCUAUGGCAAGAAAUAUGGACCAAAGGGCUACGGCUUCGGCGGUGGAGCUGGCACUUUGAGCAUGGACACAGGAGAGGGACUUGGAAUCAAGCCUGAACUACAAGCUCCUCAUCGCCCUACAAAUAACCCUAACACAUCAAAGUUUGCCCAGAAGGCAGGAGGCUCAGAUGUGUGUCCUCGAUGUGGGAAAACCGUGUAUGCAGCGGAGAAGGUUAUCGGAGGGGGCAAUUCCUGGCAUAAGGGCUGCUUUCGUUGUGCCAAGUGCGGCAAAGGACUGGAGUCCACGACCCUCGCCGAUCGAGAUGGGGAGAUCUACUGUAAAGGAUGCUAUGCAAAGAACUUUGGUCCUAAGGGAUUUGGCUUUGGUCAGGGUGCAGGCGCCCUUGCUCAUUCUCAGUAAAGCCUGAAGCCUCGGGCCACCUGGGACCGACACCUGUCGUGCUCUGCUAUCAUCGCUGCCAGGAUCUUCCACUCCAUAUCCAGCCUAUUUUACUCUGCCCUUUCACUCCAGCUACAGGCAAUGAGGAAUGAAAGAAUCACACAGUUUUUUGUACAUAUUCAAGUCAAUUUUGCUCUAUACUGCAUGUUGCAUUAGGACCUGGUGGUUACAUCCUGUAAAACAUUUUUUAAAAAUUGAAUUCUAACUGAAUAUGUGCACAUUGUGUUUAAACUCAGUUUUUAUAGAAAAAAAAAGUAACUACAUGACUGUAAAUCUAACAGGCACUCAUAUUGCAAUAACAUAAAUGAGCUUGGCAAAUGUUAAGUUUGAUUAAUGUCUCAAAUAGUCUUUGAGCAACAGCAUAAGAACCACACGUUUCCAGACUGACAGCUGUGGAACAACAGCCUCAAGGUUCAAGUGAAGCAGAGAUAAAACCAUCCUUCCUGCCCUAAAUGUCAAAAGGUGUACAUAUUAUCUGAAAAUACACGUUACUGCUAAGACACAAAUUAAAUAUCAGGCAACAAAAACAAUGGAUUCUUUCCUGACUACCCAUCAUGCACAUUUUGGUACUCUUUACACUACUGUCAUUGUUCUUUCUGUGGUUCUGACCUGAUGAAAUCAGUUUGUUUACAUCACGGUCGCGCUUGUUAUUGCUUCUAAUCGUCAUCACACAGAGCGAAGAGCCGGCUGCUGUGCUGAACAACAUAGUCACAGUACUUGGCCCCGUCUCCGCCUGCUCCGAGGAGCUGGCACUGAGUGCCGUGCAGCUGUGGGGGUGACGGUGAUGGAGGAGACAGCUGUUUGUUUUGGCACAGACUACAACAUGUGCGAGUCACAUCAACAACUAACCUAGGCCUGAAAUCCACACCAAGAUGACAUGCUCAAGACCUCAGAUCUGUUCCAGAACUUUUAUUCUCCUUGUGAUAGAGAGGAGGGACAAAGCCAGGGGUGCAGAAGAUAAAUAUCCCAGUGUCCUUCUUCUCGCCAUCACGUUGGUCACUCUGCAUCCACAGCACCGUUACAGAAAGGGGGAAUUGAAAUUGCCAAGAUGCCUGAGAAACCGUAAGUGUAUUGUGUUUCCAUUUCCAAAUGAGAGUAUCAGUUUCAGACAGCAAAUGGCAUUUAUCUAUAGAAACACAGAUUAAGGAACAUAAUCGUGUUGCAAACUACGGGGGAGCUCAAUCCCCCCCAUAAGACAGGAGCUCCCCUGAAAACAUGAAAUAAUAGUAAAAUAUUUGGAGGACUCUGUCUAAAAUAUUGGCAAUGUGUUAUUUUGUCAUAUAUGCUACUUCUGUACCUUUAUCAUCAUGGAUCAGUGGUAAAAAAUAGGCCAUUGUCAAUUAUUACUGAUGUACGAUUCACACACAAAGCUGAUUCUGCACAAAUUCAUUUUAAUCAAGACACCGGCAUGCAUGCAAUUCGUCACCAUAGCAAACUUCACUUUAAUGCAAAAAUCACCAAAACAAACUCUUGACCAUGUCAGUUGGCUUAAAACACAGAAGAACAGUCUGCGCCUGAAUCACCAUUUUUCAUUUAGGCUAAUUGCAGUUAUAAUUUAAAAUUCAUUCAGAUUCUCUGUAUCUUUAAUGAUUUUUCUAAAUCUAUGUUUGUACGACUCUCUACCCACAGACCAGAGGUAAGACUUCACAAUGUUCCAUUUGACUAACAAAUAUUGUUUAUUGCUGCAAAAAAAAAACA
Monopterus albus (swamp eel) is the source of this 2424-nucleotide messenger RNA. RefSeq names its product cysteine and glycine-rich protein 1b (gene csrp1b). Gene Ontology annotation, molecular function: structural constituent of muscle; actinin binding. The record is from RefSeq and is a predicted model, not a curated record. The transcript has 8 exons. Gene Ontology annotation, biological process: muscle tissue development; sarcomere organization. Bases 109 to 687 code for a protein of 192 amino acids. NCBI's taxonomy places the organism in Eukaryota, Metazoa, Chordata, Actinopteri, Synbranchiformes, Synbranchidae. Gene Ontology annotation, cellular component: Z disc; nucleus; cytoplasm.